This is a messenger RNA of Paramacrobiotus metropolitanus, 2206 nucleotides long. RefSeq lists its product as uncharacterized. The record is from RefSeq and is a predicted model, not a curated record. NCBI's taxonomy places the organism in Eukaryota, Metazoa, Tardigrada, Eutardigrada, Parachela, Macrobiotidae. The coding region runs from base 563 to 2206 and encodes 547 amino acids. The transcript has a single exon.
UCAGCCGCUUAGCUUCUUCGGCUAACAAUUGCUCCGGAGUCAGCGGUGUCGGAAAGUACGCAACUUUGCGAAAGGUCUCACUGUGCUUUUUCCGCUGUUUCUUAUCGACUGUGAUCAGUAAGGGAAAGGGUUUUAUGUUUGGCUUAACAAGCUUAUAAGUCACGGCGCCGCUGUCGGGUACGCAUUCCGCUUUUAACCGCAGCCAAUCCUGUGUCCGGUAAUUGAAGGAGGACGAGCGCGCGGACUGACUGACGAAAUUAGUGCGAAUCCCCAAGAAUCGUUUGUCGGGGAAGGGAAAAGAAAGGUCACCACGGGAAAGACCUCGAUACGCUAACAUUGCUUAAAUUAGGAUAAGUAAUUUAUCCCUCAAAUUUCAGCUUUACGCUUAUUACAUAUGCUACAGUACUUCGUGUACUGCGUUGCCUUAAAUUUUGGGUCCCUAAAUACUCUGAAUCCAGAAUUCGAAACCAGAAAGCAGUCUAACGAGAUCUAAAUACUGUAAAGUAACCAACAAAAAAAAAUUAAACUGACCAACCAAAAGUUCGUCAUCUGAGUGCGAAUAAUGAGCAUCUAUAUCGACGCGAGCGCUUUCCAGGAAAUUACCUCAACAAUGCGCCAACUAAAAUCCCUGCUAGACCGCAAACUACAAGAACAGCUGACCGUGGAACGGUGCUACCAGGACAAAUGCCACAACCUCUUCCUACAACUGCAGCAGGCCACCAACCAAUUGAAGUCCCUCCAGGACACCCGCACCAGUCUCCAGCAGCGUCACGAUUCAGAGCUGCACCUCCUGACCUCGCAGGUGGAAUUCCUAAAGAAGGAGGUGCAGGUGCUCAAGUGCAGCGAGUGCGUCGAUCCGGCGCGAUCACAGAUGGCGCCGCAUCGCCGACAGAUCGAACAGUUGGAACGCUCAAAUCAGCAGCUGAGCGCCGAAUUAACGCGCUGGCAGGCACUGCACAACAUUGUCCGCAAAGAGAUGGGAGUGGUCGUGCAGCUGCAGAGUAGCCGGCAAGGACUUCGUGCUGAUCAUGAGCAGUGGUUGAUGGGGGCGUACCGGGCGCUGGAAGACAACUACCGCAAUUUGCUGUCGAAGUACACCGCGCUGCAACGGCAACAAGGUUGUGACCUUUGCCAUGAGACUUUUGUGGAGACGCUCCCCGCGGAGACGCCGCGGAAAUCGGUGAACGAAGAUGGUCCACGAAAGUCCGUGACGGCGAAGAAAUCGGUGAAGAUCAGUGACGAUACGAAAGUCGAAGAACCAGUAAACGACAACGAUAAUAAUGAAGAUGGCGAAAAAAAUGGCGACAAUAUCGCAAACGAUAUGCUUCCAAACGGCGAAGUUAACAAAGUAACAGUUAGAAAAUCCGUUAAGGGGUUGGAUCAAAUAGAAAAUGCUCCUAACGAUCCUAAUCAGACUGAUAUCCCUACAAAAAAGUCACUAAAUUUGAACGGUGACAAAAAGAGUCAAAGUAUAGCCAAUGCCACCCAACCCGAGAUGAAACCGAGCGACAGCGAUAAGGAGAAAGUUAUUGAAACGCUACAGCAGGAACGUCGCGAAUCGCUGAAAAAAAUUGACGAGCUCAACGAUGCGCUAAAAUCUCAAAAAGAGGAACUCGUCGAGCUAAAGAAAGACCGCCGAUUUAGUAGUGCAGCGUCGAUCAAAGCGCAAGAAAGUGCGAUCAAAUCCACGGAAGCGGAAAAAGCAACCGUGGAAAACCGAGUGAAAUCCAUCAGUAAAUCCUUAUCCAUUAUGCAGUCCAACAGUGCCGAGAACGAGCGCUUAAAAAACGAGAACAGCGUCCUUAAGCAGGAACUUCGCAAAUCCCUCGAUCUCGUCGACCGACAGGCAUUCCAGCUGAAAAAGGAGAAACGCUCCUUUUUUGAUGAGACUGACAGCAGCGUCAGCAUCGACGAGCAUCCGGCGGUGCCCGGCGGCGAACCGUCGGCCACCGACGCCAGCAGCCAUGAGUUCGACGGCGCCGGUAAGCCCACGGCGGACCUGGGCGCCUCGUCUCUCUCGGUGGCGCCGGCGACCCGGAAGUCAACAAACCCGAGUGUAGUGGUAACGGCUCCUUCAGGUGAGGCUUCCGGGAACGCCGAAAACCAGCUUAUCGCGGAGAAAAGGAAAAGUUCUGGAAUGCAUCUGGAGCCACCCCGCAAAUCGGUCAUCCAGCGAAAGAGCAGCGAAGGAAAGACGGGACAAUAA